CCCCAUCAUCACGCUGUCUUCCUUUCGACCCGUCCUCCAUCCUGUUUUCAAUCUGCCUCCAGUGCAGGUCCGCUCGUUUUCUGCAGCGUUCCGCGGUUCAACCUCAUCACCGUCCUCUUCAUCACCUCCACAACAGCCGGAACAGCUCCAAACCGCCAUUGCCAGCGACGACAUCGACCACCCAGUCAACGACAACUCCGAGUACUGUGACUACGACAAACUCAUUGCGGUGGAUGGGAGAGGCGCGACGAUGAAUAUGGGCAGUCAGGCGCAAGCUGGUGAAGAGCUGGGAGAGGUCAUUUCUGAUGAGAUCUCUUUAGACGAUGUGGCGAGCAAGCCGGGCGACAGAGUGCGGGUGUCGUCGGCGUGGAGUCCACCUCCUCACCCCUGGGCAUCGUUGCUGAGCGUGGCUUCGACGAAAGGCUUGCUAGCAGUCGCAGGGCCCGACAGCUUGAUCAUUGCGAGCACCAAGCAAGUGCGCCAGAAACAGUACAUUCCCAAGCGAAAGGAUGGCGCCUCUGGAGAUGAGAAAUACCUUCCAAUCACUGCGCUCAACACCCUGACCGCACCUCGACUGUCACAUGUUGCAUUUACUGCCGAUGAGAGCUGUUUGAUCAUAGCUUCGGAGCAAGGUGGAGGACUCGCUGUGUAUGAGACAGAAGCGCUCACCCGCGGAGGGAAGGAUCCAGCGUUCGAGCUCAGCACGCAAAACACGGGCAUACGGCAUCUCUUACCAAAUCCCAACAAGGAAGCAGGAACUGCGCAUUUCGUGGGAGUGGUAUUGACGAACGGGCAACUGGUCGUUGCAGAUCUGCAAAAACGGGAAAUGGUCCAAGGCGCAAGUGGAGUCGUCUUCCACAGGGACGUGGUAUCAGCAUGCUGGUCGAAGAAAGGGAAGCAAAUCGUGGUCGGCCGACAGGAUUCGACGUGUGCUCAGAUCGAUCCUCUGGGUGUUGUGAAAGCAGAGAUUCCAGCACCACCGCAACUCCGAUCAAUCAAGGACGAUCAAUACCAGUCAGCUCAGAAGAUGCCAGUAACGGCCAUACACUGGCUGGAGACGUACAAGUUCUUCAUUGUAUACACGCCUUUCUUCUCCGCAGACAAUACCGAUGACAUGCUCGUUCACGAUUCAGUCUACUUCAUUGCAGAGAAGAAUGGCAAGGAUGGUCCUUUUGUCUUCAGCAAGUCCUCCAUGGACCCAUGCAUGGUACCGCAGCAGGGACAAGAUCGAGUGCCAGCCAACCACUUCAUACAACGAGUGGGAGCCUGGGAUCCACAGGUGAAGGAUCUUCUUGUCGUGGUAUCGACAGCGUGCAGUGAUGGUGGGACCUUUGUUCAGCUGCAAAACGAGCAGAGCUUCUCUCUUUCAGCCCCACUGGACGAGAACCGGAAAAUAACUUUGCCUAUGAGCAUUUCAGGCGAGGACGAAUCAUCUGCCAUUGGUAUGGCAUUAGACUUCAGCGCUGAAGAGCUCGAACCGCGACCUAUUCCCAACGAUAUUGAUCGCUUUCCGCAGGCGACUAAGCCGCUACCAUGUCUCUUCGUAGUGACCACAGAUGGUAUGCUAUGCAUGUGGUGGGUGGUAUCAAAAUCUGCAGUUGAGCAGGAGAUCAUACAUGCGAACAUGGUCAAUACAUCCGGGCCGUACACGGAUUACCCAUCACUUCGAAAUCUCGCAAGCACCGAGAUUGCAACUGAGGAUAUCCCAGACCAUUAUAAAACUGCGGAAGAAAAGGCAGCUGAAGCAUCCGGCACAAAGCAUGCACAAACAACAACACCAAUGGCAUCGAGCUUGUUUGGUGCCAAGCCUGAGACACCCGCUUCCCCUUCAGGGAGCCUGUUCAGCAAGCCUGCAGCUCCAGGAUUCGGCCAAAGCACGUUCGGGCAGCCCACCACGAUAAGUACGAACCCUCCCUCGACGUCCUCGACCUUUGGUCAGACUACAUUUGGCAAGCCCAACACGCCAGUUGCGCCCGCACAAGGCCAACCUGCGUUCGGCAUGACAAAUACACUGGGAGCGUCGGCAGGAUCUGCCUGGGCCGCGCAAGGCAAAGCAACUUUUGGUUCCACUUCACAGAUUGGCGGAGGCACUGGAUUUGGCAGUGUGGGCGGCAUGGGGUCGACCAAACCGAGUGUGUGGGGCACUCCAAGUGGUACUACUGCGACGACGGGUCAGUCCCCAUUCACUCAGCCAAGUGCAAAGUCGUCGGGCUUUGCUGCGUUUGCAAACAAGACCCCUUUCGGUGGCGCGCAGGCCACUGCGGCCAGCCCGUUCGGUUCUUCCGCACGAAACCAAUCAAGUAAUCCAUUUGCGGCGUCUCCCUUUGGCAAUGGCGCGAAUAACACAGGCACUUCAUUUGCGAGCUCAAGCUUCGGCAAGCCUUCUUUCACGCAGCAGUCAGCCGUGAGCUCUGCAGGGACACUGGGCACAGGCAGCUUUGGAAAGCCCUCCAGCCUCGGUAACCCUUCUUCAUUGUCCAACACAUCUAGUGGUCUUUCCGGACUUGAUGGGUUCAAACUCGGCUCAGGUUUUGUGGGAGAUGGAUCCGCCAAAGAUGAUCUUCCAAAGCCCAAGAAUCCCGGUGGUGACUUAUUCGGCGCGGACUUCUUGGCCGGUGCGGAGGCUAAGAAAUCUGAGGUCAAACCUGAGCCUGGAACCGAAAAGUCAAUGGCUCUCAAUGACAUUCCUGAAUCAAAGUCGUCCGCCAAUGACGGAUCUGGCCUGCCCCCGGAUCCAACCGUUUUCAAUUACAAGAAGGCUCAGGCAGCCAUGGCCCCACCUCCCGGUGUGACGCAGCCACCUUCGAAGCCGAUCGAGGCGCGAGAGGAUGCUACUGCGGCUCCUCUCCCACCGGAUCCGUCGAGCUUCAAUUACAAAAAGGCAUUGGCAGAUAUGGGCCCAACUCCUGGUGCGGCAGCUGCGCAAUCGGAGGAAGUUAAGGACAUUCCAAUUGCAGGUAGUCCACCUCAGAAUAUCACUCAUAGCGAGACGUUCUCGCCUGCUGGCUCUGAAGCUGGUGGUCCGACAGAUGAUGGCAGUGUCGCUUGGGACGAUGAAGAAGAAGAGGACGAAGAAGCUGAUGACGAUGAAGCAGAUGACGAGGAAGGAGAAGGAGACGAAGACGAAGGCGACGAGACGGACGCCAUCGAGACCAAUGAUGAGGAAGGGGACGAUGAAACCGACCAAUUCGAGACUGAGCCCGAAGAAGAGAGUGCACAUGAACAGUCCCGAGAGCAGAACGAACCAGGUGCAAGGUCUAAAUUGGAGGCAGCUUUGAAAGCAUCAAGGUUGGGAAAGUCCGCUCCUAAAUCGCCAGAGACAAGCAAAACGAAGGCUAGCACGACGACGCCAGGGUCGACGGACACAAGCUACACGCCCAAGGAGCUUCCGCCGGGCCCGGUCUUGCAGCCGACUGGUCCAAGGCAGACGGGCGAUAGUCCUCGCUCGCCCAGCCCACAGCGUAGAAUCCAACAACAGCGUGCAGCCACCAAUCCUGUACCCAGCGACUUUUUGAGAAUACCAUCAUCGCAGAUCAAGGUCACAAGCGUGCCACUUGCUACGCCUAUCGAGCGUCCUACACCGCCGCCGCAGCCGAAAGAACCGACGCUUGGCGAACUCGCAGACGACGCAGCUGCUGCUGCCAAAGCGGUGCUUGCAGCACCAAUCGAGCCCACCAAAAAGAUCCCGGAUUUCUUCGUUCACCAAGACUAUGUUGCUGGUGUAGACACCCCUGGCAUUGGAGGACAAAUAGAGAUUGUCUUUCGAGAUGUCAAUGCCAUGGUCGACGUAGUCGGUCUCAACGGACGUUCGUUGCAGUCAUUAAUAGAGGGACAUAAGCAGCUGAGAAAACCAGGCCAACGAAGCGUGAAAGACUUGGAGGAUGAUGACGCCUGGACCUUGGCUGAGAUGAGCGAGCUCAGCGAAGUUAUGGAUCACAUUGAUAAGCAGUUAGCCAAUGGCAAACUCGUCAAUGUUCCAGACUUGCUAGCGAGGCUGAAGGAGGAACACGAGGACAUCAAUAAGACUCGGACAAGAACGGUGGAGAUGCGCCGACAAAUUGCACAGCACACCGAUCCCGCGAGAGUCGCUGAACGCGAUGCUGCGCCCUUAUCUGCCGAAACUCUUCACCAGCAGAGCGAUCUUCGUACGCGUCUACAAAGUGUGCAGAAGCUUCUUUCCGAAGCAGAACAAAUGGUCACCAUGCUCCGGGCCCAACUCUCUUCCCUCCAAUCCAAAAACCCCAAAUCGGGUCAAGCGGCGCCUGUACCUACCGUCGAAGCGGUGGAACGCACCAUCCUGAAACUGACAGCCAUGGUCCAACAAAAGUCUGGAGACAUUGACCACCUGGAAAGCCAGAUCAGAAGUCUACCUGGAGGCAUGGGAGCUCUGCGCCUCGAUGACGACUACGAGGAAGAUCUCGCAGCACGCCUUGGUGGUUCCAAAUUGCUUUCGCUCGCAGAAUCCGUCGGGAGAAGGCGCACACCACAGAAGUAUCCUCGCAUGGCGGCCAACGGUGAUGCGCUCGGUAUGAGCGCCAUGUUCGGCGUCAGUACCAGAUUUCAAACUCCGCCGAGUGCGAGCAUCCGUGGCAGCCCGAGUUUCCGAGCCAGUGCCCUGGGGCGCAGUACGGGUAGCUUGAGCGGUAGUGCGCGAAAGAAGAUGGUGGAUGUCACGGAGCAGGAAAUUGAGGCGUUCCGGACGAGAACGCAGAGGAGGAAAGAUGUGUUGAAUGCUCUGAAUGAGAAGGUGGAAAAGCGUGGGACGAGGGUGGUGAAACCGCAGUAGAGGAGAGCGAGAAGCAAGCUGCGGGUUGCAUUUUUGAGCUCUUGGCGCUUUGGUCGGUUAGUCAGUCAGUCAGUCAGUCUGCAUAUUAGAGGAAUGAGGAUUUUGUGCGGGGUGUAGGAUAGGCAUAGCGCAAGACCUAGUACGACACGACAAAAGACCGGGAGUGUAACGAUUAGCAGUUAGUUCAAUACAGCCUACUUAGCCAAGGUAUUGAGGGGUCUGCAAGAUACGAGUUUG
Molecule: messenger RNA, 5023 nt
Organism: Sphaerulina musiva SO2202
Lineage: Eukaryota; Fungi; Ascomycota; Dothideomycetes; Mycosphaerellales; Mycosphaerellaceae
Exons: 1
Coding region: 251-4786 (1511 amino acids)
Molecular function (GO): protein binding
Source: RefSeq, a predicted model, not a curated record